Molecule: messenger RNA, 8079 nt
Organism: Rhincodon typus (whale shark)
Lineage: Eukaryota; Metazoa; Chordata; Chondrichthyes; Orectolobiformes; Rhincodontidae
Gene: kif16ba
Product: kinesin family member 16Ba
Exons: 26
Coding region: 56-3991 (1311 amino acids)
Biological process (GO): microtubule-based movement
Molecular function (GO): ATP binding; phosphatidylinositol binding; microtubule binding
Source: RefSeq, a predicted model, not a curated record
AUAGGCUUCUGAAACUCGCAGAGAAAAAGAUUUGGAUGGCAAGUGUAUCAUACACAUGGACGGAAACAAAACAACGAUCACAAACUUAAAGAUCCCAGAAGGAGGUUCAGGAGAUUCUGGACGAGAACGGCUAAAAACAUUUACCUAUGACUAUUCUUACUGUUCUGCUGAUUGCAGGAGUCCCAAAUUUGUGUCCCAGGAAAGGGUUUUCGAGGAUCUUGGUACUGAUGUUCUUAAAGCUGCCUUUGAAGGCUACAAUGCAUGCAUAUUUGCUUAUGGGCAGACUGGAUCUGGCAAAUCGUAUACAAUGAUGGGAAACCCGGAUGAUGCAGGCCUGAUACCUCGAAUUUGUCAAGGAUUGUACGACAGAAUUGCAGGGAAGUCUAGGUGGGACGAAGCUUCAUUUCGCACAGAAGUAAGCUACCUGGAAAUUUAUAAUGAGCGAGUAAGGGAUCUGCUCAGGCGGAAGUCUACCAAAACGUACAAUUUAAGAGUGAGGGAACAUCCAAAGGAAGGUCCAUAUGUAGAGGAUUUAUCAAAGCACUUGGCGCAGAAUUACAGCGAUGUGGAAGAACUCAUGGAAGCUGGAAACAUCAAUCGAACAACUGCUGCCACAGGAAUGAAUGAUGUCAGCAGUCGUUCCCAUGCCAUUUUCACUAUCAACUUCACUCAAGCCAAAUUUGAUGCUGAAAUGCCUUGUGAAACUAUUAGCAAGAUCCACUUGGUCGAUCUUGCAGGAAGUGAAAGAGCAGAUGCUACAGGUGCCACUGGUGUAAGAUUGAAAGAAGGAGGAAAUAUUAAUAAAUCUUUAGUCACAUUGGGAAAUGUUAUUUCUGCUUUGGCUGAUUUGUCUCAGGAUAGGACAAAUUCUCAAGCAAAGAAGAAACAAGUGUUUGUGCCUUACAGAGACUCAGUUUUGACUUGGUUAUUGAAAGACAGCCUUGGUGGAAACUCAAAAACCAUUAUGAUUGCCACCAUUUCACCUGCGGAUGUCAAUUAUGGAGAAACAUUGAGUACGCUUCGCUAUGCAAACAGAGCCAAAAACAUCAUUAACAAACCUACCAUUAAUGAAGAUUCUAAUGUCAAACUUAUUCGUGAGCUACGUGCUGAAAUAGCACGACUGAAGGCUUUACUUGCUCAGGGGAAUCAGAUUGCAUUGUUGGAUUCUCCAACAGCUUUAAGCAUGGAGGAGAAGCUUCAACAAAAUGAAGCUAGAGUGGAGGAACUAACCAAAGAGUGGACAAAUAAAUGGAAUGAAACACAAAAUAUCCUUAAGGAAGAAACCUUAGCCCUCCGAAAAGAAGGAAUUGGUGUGGUUUUGGAUUCAGAGUUACCUCAUUUGAUUGGUAUUGACGAUGACUUGCUUAGUACUGGAAUUAUUUUGUACCAUCUUAAGGAGGGCAAGACCUAUGUUGGACGAGAGGAUGCCACUACAGAGCAAGACAUUGUUCUCCAUGGUCUUGAUCUAGAAAGUGAACACUGUAUCUUCGAAAACCUCAAUAACAAAGUAACUGUAAUACCACUGAAUGGUGCACAGUGCUCAGUCAAUGGAAAUCAUAUUGAAGAAGCUACUCAACUAAACCAAGGAGCUGUCAUACUCCUGGGAAGAACCAACAUGUUCAGGUUUAAUCAUCCUAAGGAAGCUGCUAAACUCAGGGAAAAAAGGAAGAGUGGACUGCUGUCUACCUUCAGUUUGUCUAUGACGGACCUUUCUAAAUCCUGUGAAAAUCUUUCAGCCGUCAUGCUUUACAAUCCAGGGCUAGAAUUUGAGAGACAACAGAGAGAAGAGCUGGAAAAGCUAGAAAACAAGAGGAGACUGAUAGAAGAAAUGGAAGAGAAACAACAAUCAGAAAAGUCAGAACUAGAGAGGUUGCAGCAGGAAGUGGAGACACAACGCAAAGAGACUGAAAUUGUCAAACUUCGCAUCCGGAAACAAGAAGAAAAUCUGAAACGUCGAAACCUGGAUAUUGAAAGCAGACUUAAAGACUUAAAGGCUGAGAAGGAGAAAUUUGAGGAAGAGCGGCAAAGAGAACAAGAAGAAAUUGAGCUGCAAAAGAAAAAGCAGGAAGAAGAAAUUUACCUAAGAGUUCAAAAAGAAUUACAGAUAUUGCAGGAACUUCACGAGCAGGAGAAUGCAGGUAAACUGGAAAUUCUCAGAGAACUAGAGAAGCUCAAAAGAGAAAAGGAUGAGCAUAGCCAGAAGCUAGAAUUAGAGAAGAGAAGACUUGAAGAAGAAUCAAAGCAUCAGCUGAUUCUUGUCACUCGUCUCGGAGAGCAGGUCAGAGAGAAACAGGAAACUGUCCAAAUGCUCAAACGAGGUGAUGUGCAGAGCAUGGAUGAAGAAAAGAAUAUCCUCGAGGAAAUUAGGGAAGUUCUCCUCAAAGCCAAAGAAGCUAGACCUGCUGGAGGUGACGAACCUAGAUCUGCUGUUGAAGAUGAUGCUAGACCUGAUGAAAGUGAGGAAUCUGAAGAUGUCCAGAGAGCAAAGGAAAGAUACAUGGAUCUGAAAAAAAUACAAUUGGAAAAGUUCACAGCUUUGGAACACAGUGUCUCCUAUCAAAAAAGCCUUCUGGAAAAGGAAAUCACUCUUGACCGUGAAGCUGUUGAGCAGUUAAAGCGUGCACAUCAGAAACCCGUAAAUGGCAGUCUGGACAGUGGUGGAAGUCAUGCUUUAGUUUCAAUUGAGUUGCUCGAAGCAGCGGAGAAACAGAAAGAGGUUGAACAACGAAUGGUGAAUAAAGCACGGCAGCUAGAUUAUUUGAUGGAAAACCAUUUGCCUGCACUGUUGGAGGAAAAGCAGAGAGCUGUGGAAAUUCUCGACCGAGGUAUGCCUAGUUUGGAUGUUGUACUUUAUGAGACAGAGAAAGAAAUUGAAGAAAAAAAGGAGCAGCUAGCACAGUACAGAGCCAGCACUGAUCAACUUCAGCAGCUCCAACAAACGUACGAAUUUACUGCUAAUAUAGCUCGACAAGAGGAAAAGGUUCGUAUGAUUGAGAAAGAGAUUAUUGAAUCAAGAGAAAAGCAACAGAGAGAAGCAUUGGAGCAAGCUGUAGCUAAAAUAGAGAAGAGACACUCUGCUCUUCAGCGUCAUUCUGCCAUUGACUUGGAGAUUGAGGAACAGAGACAAAAACUAGCAACGCUAAAUGACUAUGAAGAAGCAGAUCUUCGAGACAGUCUGGAGGCAGAACAUAAAGCCCUGGAACAAGACCGAGAAAGGCUAGAACAAGAAAUUCAGCAACUCAAGCGAAAAAUUUGUGAAAAUGAUGUGGCCCUAAGGUUCUGUGGAGCUGGUGAAGAGAAAUCAUCCUACACCAGUUGCCCUGCUAGUCCUCAAAGAUCUCCAGCAACAAUGUCUCCAAUUGCUGAUGAGAGGAUAAAUGCAUAUAUUGAAGAAGAGGUUCAACGACGACUAGCAGAAAAAGUAAAAUUACAAAAUGAGCAUGAAAUAAACAAUAUGGUUGACCCCUCUCUUUCCACAGAACAGGAAAAUGAAAAUCUCCGAAAUAAUGUGAACCAACGCAAAUUGAAGUACAAGCACUUGUUUUCUAGAAUGCAGGAGGCUGAUCCAGAGAGUCUAAAGGAUCCUAUUAAAAUUAGUAUUCCCCGUUAUGUCUUGCGUGGACAAGGAAAAGAUGAACACUAUGAGUACGAAGUGAAGGUAACCAUCCUGGAGGACACUUGGACAGUGUUUCGACGAUACAGCCGUUUCAGAGAACUGCACAAAACAAUGAAGUCAAAAUACCCAGAGAUUGGCGGUCUAGAAUUCCCUCCCAAAAAGCUGUUUGGUAACCGGGAUGAAAGAGUGAUUGCUGAGAGACGAUCCCACUUGGAGAGAUAUCUCAGGAACUUCCUCACAUUGAUGCUAAAGUCUCCAACUUCACCAAUAAACUCACACAGCAAGGACUUUACACUGUCAAAGCACAGUCUGUGUGAGUUUACACCCUUCUUCAAAAAAGGGGUUUUUGACUUCAGCAGUCAUGGUACUGGGUAGUUGUGUAAGAUAAAUGAAAGAUUUUACCCCUUUUUAAAAAUAUCAGGACCAAAAGCUGUGCCUUCUCAACACCGGACUAGAUUUUAUAAGCAAAGAAGCAAAUCAUCUACUGUCCAGCAGUUUCCUUAUGAAAGGUAUCUUGUGUUUACAUUGUAAAGCACCAUCAUUUGCUGUAUAAAAAUUAUUUAAGUACAGUGAAUAAGCUCUUUUUAGCAUUUAAAAAUAAUUUUCUUUUAUAGUCCAUUGAAUAAAAUUCUCCAAUUAGAAGUAAAAGCUUACAUUUCACUAAGCCAGUAGGAAACGACUGAUAAUUGCAGUGCUGCUUGGUGCAAGCCAAGUUGUUUAUCUGGAUUAGUAGCAAUAGUUAAAAUGGCUGUGGCAGAGAACAGAUGGUAUUGAAUUGGCUGCCUCUUAUACUCAGCACCUGAUCAACUGAAGACAAUGAAGCAGGAUCUCAAACGUGAUCUGCAUCACCUCCACCCCUCCCCGGCUUUUCUAAUUUUGCAGACUAAUAAACAAAAGUAGAACUUUUUUAAAAAAACCCAGUUCAUAUCACUGAUACACAAAGUGGCAUUGUUUUAACAAAAGAUCCAUCCCUAUUGAUUACGUGUCCUUUUCCAUAGAUAUCACCAAAGCUAUUCCAACAUGAACCAUUAACCAAAUACUCUCUCUGGUCAUCAUCAGCUCACUUUGAGUACUCUUACAAAAAAUGGUCAGUGUUGACCUUUACAUUUUUAAAAUUUAUUUUGAACAUGGAGGUGCUGUUGAAAUAUUUUAACAGAUUAUAGGCCUAUUGGAGAAUUGCCCUAUUGAUGUAGUGGAAGUGUUUAAUAAGCACAGUAAUGCUGCACAUGUACAGUACAACCACUCUACAGUAGCCCUGACUACUUAUAGAGCCUGAUAGUAUAUAAUUAUUUAACCUAGUCUGGAUAUCACAAUGCUGCUUACACUGGCCAAUACUCACUAAAAACUAUAAAGUUUAAGUUGAACAAAGGUAGCAAUUCUCAUCAAUUUGAAGCUGUCUAUGUGGACCGCAAUGGUCAUCUAAUAGGCGAAGAAGUCGGCUCUCUGUAUACAGAAGUUAUAGCUACGACAGAUCACUGCUAGAAAUGUAUCCAAUGUUUUGGGAAAUCCUAUGGGAAUAUUUUGAGUCAAUGCCACACAUAAUGUUUUUUAUUCACCUGUAAAUAAACAUCUGAGGGUUUCCGACAUAUUUUAAUUGAUGCUCAUUUAAAGAUAAUUGUUGCACUUCCAUAAGGAUGUCUUCCUUAAAAUCACUUGGUCUUCUGAAAUUUACAAUGAAAUUUGGAGCUGACAAUGGGCAACAUAAAAAGUGGAGUGUUGGAACUUUGUCCUGGACUGUGGCAGAGAAUAGAUGGAAUUGAAUAGGCUGCCCGUUAUACUCCAUACCUUAUACCUGUUCCACUGUAGAGAAUGAGGUGGAGGUGACGGACUGGGGGGACAGAGUCAGAAGUCAGACGACACCAGGUUAUAGCCCAACAGCGUUAUUUGAAAUUACAAGCUUUUGGAGCACCGCUCCUUCGUCAGAUGACAAAGGAGCAGUGCUUUGAAAGCUUGUGAUUUCAGAUAAACCUGUUGCAUUAUAACCUGGUGUCCUGUGACUUCUGACUGUAGAAAAUGAAAGAAGAUCUUGGCAGUGUCCCUACCUCUGAGCCUGGAGGCCCAGGUUUAAGUCCCACCUCCUCCAGAGGUGUGUCAUAACAUCUCUGAAACAGGAUCUCAGACAUUGCAUAUAACAGGCGGUCUGAUACAGCACCUCAUUCUGCAUCACCGCCUGAUGCAAAUUUCUACUCUUUUUUUUAAAUUUUGCAGACUAGUAAACAAAAUGUAAAAGUUGCUGUGCAUUUCAGCUAUACACAAAGUGGUAUUAUUUUAACAAAAAAUAUACCCCUACUGAUUUAAUAGCUAGCUUAGCAAUGGGAUAGUCAUUCAUUGUAAAAGCUAGGUCUUCAACUAAAAACUUUGUAGGUACAAAUGCACACAUUUCAUGUCCUUGCCAAAUUUUAUUGUACUUUUGCUUAUGAAAAGGCUUGAAUUUUGCAAAACUCGAGGAGAGCUCUGUAAUUCAUGCAGAAAUUAAGUAGAGUUGUAUCAGCAGCACAGCAGAAUGAUUGACUUGUAAUCUGUUUCCAAGUCAUGAGAAAGCAAAAUUGGACAGCACAUCAGGGAGCAAGAGGUCAGAAUUUUUGGCUUGUUUCUACUUCCAGUAUUUAAAUUACUUACUGCAGUCAAGAAUUUGCAUUAAUGUUGUGCCUCCAGUGUGAAAUGUUGCAAGAUGCUUUUUGCUCAACCUUUGACACGUGCUGAGAAUGCUGACCUUUAUAGUGAUGUAACACUCCACUCACCCUUCAGGAUGAGCUGUGACUUGAUGUUAGCAUGAGAGGUCGUAAAAAAUCUGAACUGACUCCAAUAUGCAAAAUGAGCAAAAAUGAGCUAAGACCAGAGAUAGAGGUUUACGUUACACCAUUUUUUUAUAACAGAUUGUCAUCUUAUACAUUUACGUUUCGUAUAACUAUGCAACAUUAGGAAUUGGCGUCAAAUCACCCAUUCAUUGUAGAAUGAAGUUCUGUUGAGCACAUGUAUUGUUAUUACAACCAUCCUCAUACUUGCUUUGUAUCUUUGUUCAAUUAACAUUGUCAUGUAUUUGGUGAGGUAGCCAUUGGCUAAAUGAAGCAGUGAUUGUCAAAGUCUCCAGUUAAAUGAUUAUUCAUAGAUGUUACUGAAUUUCCAAAAAUAAUAACUUGGAAAUAGUUUUUAGUUUUUCAUACCACUUCUAAAUUCUGAAACGAUGCUGGUGACGCUUAUGUAGCAAAAGCACUACCGCAAAUGAUACUUUCCUAAUGUAGACACAUUGGAGGCAGGAUACCAAAGUUUUACAUCAUUCAGUUACACUUUCAUUUCUGUAGCCUAUAAUAUACAAAAAAAAAGUUGCUACAUGUAAUCUUUCUCUUCAGUGUGCCAUUCAGAUUUUUAUUUUCACUGCUCAAAGCUGAAUAGGUGUGUAUAUUAACUUUUCAGUUUUUUAUUUGUUUCAAAAAUAAUUGCUUCCCAUUAUGAGCUUUAAUUAAUCAAAGAUUUACAGGUCGUCAUCUCAAUUCAUUAAAAUUUCCACACAUGAAUUAUUCUGUGGAAUAUCACUCAUAGCUGCUUGGUAAGGAGCAUGGGAGACAGCCGAAGUUCUACAUGGUGACUGGACAGUUAGAAAGACACAAUGUAAUUACUCAACACGUUACCAUCUACCAAAGCACAAUUUCACCUUACUUCCUGCUUGGAAAUGCAGCUCCUUUUGUGUGGGGAACACAAGAUGGAAUUUUUUAAAACGUUGAAAUUUGAUCUGUGUAAUGUGCAAUAAAAGUAAAUCCUAGCCGCACCAAAGGCUUUUUACACUAUUUUGUCCCAUGAACAUCUGUUAAAUAGGAAAAAAGUCAUCUUCUUCCUUCAUUUUUCAGGUAACCUGAUUGUUUCUACCAGCUCUCUGCAAUCUAGAAUUGUUAUAGUACGCCUUUUCACCACAUUAUGGAUGCAAAAUGUUUACUGUAAUGGGAUUUGUGAUUUCCGUUGUAUAGAUUACUUAGUUUGUGUAAACCUGGAUUAAUGAAUAAUGGUCACUACUACUUCUCAGUAACUUUCAUGUGAAGAGAGCUACACUAAACAGCUUCUGGUUUACAAGUUUUACAUUUAUAGUAUAGUUGGUGACAAUCAUAAAGUUUAUUAAACCAGUUAUGUUCCUGACAGUAGGCUGGUUCUAAUAUUUGUACUUGGCUACCGGGUAGACUGAAAAGAAACAAGAAAAUGAUAUAAAUAUUGUACAUGGAAAUAUGAGUAAAGUUUUUAAAGGUAUUUUUUUAAUGACUGUGGGAAUUUGAGGGUCCUAUAUUAUCGAGAUGAUCUAUUUGUAAACUGUGUAUAUAAGCAUAAAUAAUGCAAAUCUCAGCCUGAUUCUGCACCUAAUUGUAUAAUCAUUUAUAAUUUAUAACUGCGGUGAAAGCACUUGCCGUGUGUGUUUUUUUAGUGUUUAAAACUGCUUUUUGUAAACUCACUGACCUCAAAUAAAAAGUUAAGCUGAA